Messenger RNA from Cucurbita pepo subsp. pepo (vegetable marrow), 1878 nucleotides. Its product is annotated as argininosuccinate lyase, chloroplastic. Gene Ontology annotation, cellular component: cytosol. Lineage: Eukaryota; Viridiplantae; Streptophyta; Magnoliopsida; Cucurbitales; Cucurbitaceae. Gene Ontology annotation, molecular function: argininosuccinate lyase activity. The record is from RefSeq and is a predicted model, not a curated record.
GGUGUUGAAGAUUUUGAAUGUUCAAAGGGAAUGAAGAAAAAAGGAAUCAGAUCAGGGAAGUAUCUUCGUACAAAAGGACACCAAUAACUUCCGGCGACUGAACACCGUUCGGCAGAGUGUCAGCAGCCCUAGGGCUGUAGCGCAGAGCCGCCAGAUUCUUAUAAAAACCUCCCGCUCUCAGUUUGCUUGAUUCUGUGCUCACUUCAUACAGGUAUGACAAUAUUCGAUGUUUCGUCCGCCGCUGAGGCUACCGGAGAAACGUCCGCCGCCGCCAAGAAGCCUGAGGCCAAGGAAAUUAAGCUAUGGGGCGGUCGCUUUCAGGAAAGCGUCACGGAUGCCGUCGAACGCUUUACGGAGUCGAUUUCAUAUGAUAAGGACCUUUUCAAGCAUGAUAUCAGCGGCAGUCGUGCUCAUGCAUCCAUGCUUGCCAAGCAGGGCUUGAUGAGUAUCAGUGACAGAGACUGUAUUCUUGCGGGUCUCGAUGAGAUAGAGAAGCGUAUUCGAAAUGGCGAGUUCGUCUGGAGAGCUGAUAGGGAAGAUGUUCACAUGAACAUUGAAGCUGCACUUACUGAUUUGAUUGGCGAGCCUGCGAAGAAACUGCAUACUGCUCGGAGUCGCAACGAUCAGGUUGCGACUGAUUUUCGCUUGUGGUGCCGAGAUGCUAUCGAUUCGAUCAUCGAGAGGAUUAAAGAUUUUCAAGUUGCGAUGGUAGAUUUGGCAAUUAAGAACAAAGGAAUUAUUGUUCCAGGUUAUACACAUUUGCAGAGAGCACAGCCCGUCCUACUUCAGCAUCUUCUCUUAGCAUUUGUUGAGCAGCUCGAUAGGGAUGCUGGUCGCUUGCUUGAUUGCAGAGCUAGACUGAAUUUCUGCCCCUUAGGAGCUUGUGCAUUGGCUGGUACUGGCCUUCCGAUUGAUCGAUUCAUGACAUCAAGUGCAUUAGGAUUCUCAUCGCCUUUGAGAAACAGCAUUGAUGCUGUUUCGGAUCGAGAUUUUGCAAUGGAAUUUCUUUCUGCCAAUUCUAUUAUGGCCAUUCAUCUUUCUCGUCUGGGAGAGGAAUGGGUAUUGUGGUCCUCCGAGGAGUUUGGUUUUAUCGUGCCUAGCGACGCAGUUUCGACUGGAAGUAGCAUAAUGCCUCAGAAGAAAAAUCCGGAUCCAAUGGAGCUUGUUCGUGGGAAGUCGGCUAGAGUUAUAGGUGAUUUAGUAACCCUUCUAUCAUUGUGCAAAGGACUUCCUCUUGCAUACAACCGCGAUCUGCAGGAAGAUAAGGAACCCGUGUUCGAUAGUGUUAAGACGGUUUCAGGGAUGCUUGAGGUUUCAGCUGAGUUUGCGCGGAACAUUAGUUUCAAUCAGGAUCGAAUUAAGAAGGCCUUACCAGCAGGUCAUCUUGAUGCAACCACGCUUGCGGACUAUCUCGUGCACAAGGGCAUACCUUUCAGAACAUCUCAUGAUAUUGUAGGCAAGUCCGUUGCCAUGUGCCUUGGAAAGAACUGUCAGCUGAAGGACCUGAGUCUCGCUGAACUCCGAGCUUUGAGUCCAAUCUUCGACGAGGAUGUUUACGAAUUUCUUGGCGUUGAAAAUGCAGUCAAUAAAUUUUCGUCGUAUGGCUCCACAGGAUCUGAAUGUGUUGCCAGUCAACUCGAGUAUUGGAUCGAAAAACUUGGCAUUAGUCAGUAGAGAUUAGGCUAGAUGAGAGAGGCUUUGAGGCAGAGUAGAGCAGAAUAAAGCAAUGGGGGUAAGCCAACACAGUAUUGAUGCAAUGAGCAUCUUGAAUAAUCAGUUUUCCUAGCAUUUCUCUGUUAAUUAGUACGUCAUUUGGAUUUCUGACUUUGAUCUUUAUUUUGAGCCUAAAUUUCACUUUACAAGACUUUCUAGUGAUUA